CAGAUUUCCCCGCCUUCCAGCUACACGCUUUUGGACGCGGAGAGGAAGAAAAUAAUCGCGGGUCUGAACAGAUUCUGUGUUUAUUCUGUUUAUCUGUAUAUUUAUAUUUAUAUUUAGUGAGUUUGUGCAGCAGCAUGGCCACGCUGCUCUCUCCUGUGGUGGAUUAUUAUAAUGAUGAAGAGGAGCUGGACAGUAUGGAUGAGGAGGAAGAUCGGAGUUUCAGAGGGAGAGACUCGGAGGAAGACACUGAAGACGCCAGUGAAACAGAUUUGGCGAAACACGAUGAAGACGAUUAUGUGGAAAUUAAGGAACAGAUGUAUCAAGACAAACUGGCCUCAUUGAAACGUCAGCUGCAGCAACUACAGGAAGGAACUCUACAGGAGUAUCAGAAGAGGAUGAAGAAGCUGGAUCAGCAGUAUAAGGAGAGACUCCGGAACGCAGAUCUGUUCCUGCAGCUUGAGACGGAGCAGGUGGAGAGGAACUAUAUUAAGGAGAAGAAGGCGGCGGUGAAGGAGUUUGAUGAUAAGAAGGUGGAGCUGAAGGAGAAUCUAAUCGCUGAAUUGGAGGAGAAGAAGAAGAUGAUCGAGAACGAGAAACUAACCAUGGAGCUGACCGGAGAUUCGAUGGAGGUGAAGCCGAUUAUGACCCGGAAGCUGCGGAGGAGACCCAACGAUCCCGUCCCCAUUCCAGACAAACGCAGGAAACCUGCUCCUGCUCAGCUAAACUAUUUACUCACAGACGAGCAGAUCAUGGAGGAUCUGAGAACACUAAACAAGUUAAAGUCACCGAAGAGGCCGGCGUCACCGUCGUCUCCGGAGCAUCUCCCCGCGGCGCCGAUGGAGAGCCCGUCUCAGCGCUACGAGGCUCGAAUAGAGGAGGGGAAGCUCUACUACGAUAAGAGAUGGUACCACAAGAGCCAGGCCAUCUAUCUGGAGUCCAAAGACAACAGCAAGAUCAGCUGCGUCAUCAGUUCUGUAGGAACCAGCGAGAUCUGGGUGAGGAAGACGAGCGACAGCACGAAGAUGAGGAUCUAUUUGGGUCAGUUACAGCGAGGAGCCUUCAUCAUCAGACGCAGAUCAGCUGUGUAGAUGAUCCAAGACGUUCUGCCUCAUCCUCCUCUUCCUCCUCACCUUCUUCAUCCUCCUAAUAUUGACUUAUUCCACCUUUUUUCUCUCUUUCUCUCUCUUUGUUCUUCUACGACUUCUCUCGCUCUUUCUCUUGGUCUCUCACUUUCUCAGCUCGGGAUUUAUAUGAACAGAACUUCGGACUUUGAUUCUUUUUGAUGAACAUCUUUAAAGAUGUAUUUUUUUAUUUCGACUCAUUUUUAACGUUCUGUGGUUGAUAAAUGCACUUAACACGUCAAACUCCUUAUUUCUCAAUAUCUCUAUAGAUAUCUUUAUAUACGUAAUACAGCACAGAAAUGCAAGAUUAGACAUUUCCCUAAUUUUUUAGAGUCUUUUCUUUUGAUCGUAUCUGAUUACGUACGUGACUUACGUCCAGAGUUACGAAGCUUUGAGUAAAGGUUUGAACACCUGAUUAUUUGCUUAAUUGGAAACAAGGUUUAUAUGUUUUGUUAUAUUGUAUUCUGUAGAUUUAGUACGUUUAGUUUCGGUUUCACUCUGCAGUUUAGUGACUCAUCUUCACCUAUGUGGGCGGAGUCUCUCUAUACUCUACACUGAUUGGUUUGUAGAAUAAUGUCAGUUUUGCGAAUUGUCUUUCCAGGUGUUGUGCUGAAUUCUUAUCUCUGCCAGAAUGCGUCUCCUUCCUAUCAAGAUUCCUUUUUGUUAUUAGUGUUUAUAAUAAAUAAGGGUUAUUCUACAGCUACAGUAGAUACAGAAUCACCAGCACCAUAAUCUAUUAUACACAUAUUAUCACACUUACCAAUCCACCAAUCACAGACGAGAGACAGAUAAAGGACACGUGCAAAUCCACGUGUUCGAUACAUUGAGAUACGGACUACGAGUUUUAUUUUUACUGUAUUGUUAUGAAGAUGUUUAUAGAAACGUUGAAUUUGACGGUGCGUUCGUCGACCUCAGAGUGUUGAGAUCAGGUUUAGGUUCUGUUGCUGGUGGGAGGAGUUAUCUGUGAGCUCUGAGGGGCGUGUCAAAGUGAGAAAUCUACAUUUCACUCGUAUUCACAUUAAGUUGGUAUUAAUUUCUCUUGUACAGUUUUGUGUAAGACUUUUUUGUACAUUAUCUCUCCUGAUUAAACUGAGUCUGAAAGCAAACUCGUGUGGAUCCAC
Astyanax mexicanus (Mexican tetra) is the source of this 2242-nucleotide messenger RNA. RefSeq names its product SDS3 homolog, SIN3A corepressor complex component (gene suds3). Gene Ontology annotation, molecular function: histone deacetylase binding. The record is from RefSeq and is a predicted model, not a curated record. Bases 135 to 1088 code for a protein of 317 amino acids. The transcript is spliced from 12 exons. Gene Ontology annotation, biological process: negative regulation of transcription by RNA polymerase II. Lineage: Eukaryota; Metazoa; Chordata; Actinopteri; Characiformes; Acestrorhamphidae. Gene Ontology annotation, cellular component: Sin3-type complex.